Melanotaenia boesemani (Boeseman's rainbowfish) is the source of this 3222-nucleotide messenger RNA. Its product is annotated as collectin-12-like. Gene Ontology annotation, molecular function: pattern recognition receptor activity; low-density lipoprotein particle binding. NCBI's taxonomy places the organism in Eukaryota, Metazoa, Chordata, Actinopteri, Atheriniformes, Melanotaeniidae. The record is from RefSeq and is a predicted model, not a curated record.
UAUCGUGGUGAGUUUCAGCUCUGCUCACAAAACUCCAGGAUCAUCACAGAGCUACUUUAAUAACUCAUCAGAAAGAGGGCAGAGACGAUGGGAUUUUGAACUAAAAGGAUAACAAACAUGAUCACAGACGCAUAACUUUUCAGCUUUUUAAUUACAAGAACGAGCUUAUCACUUUGCGCUGGAUGCUGAGAUGCGCACAAAGUGACGGAUUCAUCGCUUCUACAGUCCACAACGAGUUAUUCAACGCCAUGAAAGACGACUUUGCAGACGAGGAGGAAGUACAGUCUUUUGGAUACAAGAGGUUUGGGAUCCAGGAGGGCACCCAGUGCACAAAGUGUAAAAAUGAAUGGGCGCUGAAGACCUCCAUAGCUCUGCUCUAUGUGCUGUGUACUCUCCUUACCAUCGCUGUUGCUGUACUUGGCUAUAAAGUGGUGCAAAGAGUCGACAGUGUUUCUGAAGGUAUUGCAAACUAUGGAGGAAAGAUAAUUGCAUUUGAAAGUGCUUUAAAAAAUCUAGGUGAUCAAACAGGGGAAAAGUCAGAAAAUACCUCCACAGAGAUACAGGUUUUUAAAAGUAACAUCUGGACACUCCAGAGGCAGCUGUCUGCUGUGGAGGAACGCAUCCAUAACGAUCAAGUCAAGCUGAAUCAGCUGCAGAGCUUUGGCUCAGAAAUACAAAACAGCCAAAGCUCAAUUCAGGGACUGCUCAACAGCAAUACAGCCACUUUACGCUCUGUAAAUGGCACCCUGCAGUCUUAUGGCAGUAUCAUUGAGAGUCUGCAAGAGGACACAGCCAGGCUGCAGAGGGAGUUCCAGCAACAUGUGAAAAUGCAAAAUCAGGCACUGCUCAGCAUCAGCAACCUCAAUCUCACCCAGGCUCAGCAGAGAGGGCUCAUUGCAGCUUUGCAGCGCUCAGUAGACGGUACAAGCCAGGCUAUCCAGAAAAUGCGCAAUGACUUUCAGAGUCUGGAGCAAACAGCCCGACAGACACAAGCUGAUGCUGAGUGGCUUCGCAGCAAAAUGGAAAACCUGCAGGUAAUGGCUAACAAUGCCUCAACUCUAGCCAGGGCCAACAACGACAGCCUGGAGGAUGUGGGGGCUCAACUUGCUUUCAUGGCGAGCCAGCUCCAGAACACCAGCGGCCUGGCAGAUGCUCAUGACCAGACCUUGAAGGAGAUCAUGGACCAGCAGAGGGAUUUCAACAACUUCACGUCCACAAAGUUUGACAGGCUAGAAGUGCGGCUGGAUGAGUCCGAACAGAGUAUGGACCGUGUAACUGGCAACAUUAGCUUCACCACACAGCUGCUGGGUGCCAUCAAUCUCAAUUUGAAUGACUUGCGAACCUGUUCUGAGACAGUUGGACAUCACUCUGACUUGCUGCAGAACCUCAACAGCAGCGUGUCAGAUAUGAGCACUGAUGCAGCCAGACUGAAGUCACAACAGGAAGAGCUGGCAGCGCGUUUGGACAAGGAGGUCACCAGUCUCUCAAUUGUUAUGGAGGAGAUGAAGCUGGUGGAUACUAAACACUCUCAACUAAUUACCAACUUCACUAUUUUACAGGGCCCUCCUGGUCCCAGAGGACCUAGAGGGGAUAAAGGAUCUCAAGGACCUCCUGGUCAGACAGGUCAAAAGGGAGAAAAGGGAGAAAAAGGAGCUCCAGGGAUAAGAGGACCCAGAGGAGAGCAGGGUGCUCCAGGACCUCCAGGUCUUCCAGGCUUAAGGGGGCUGCUUGGUGUACCUGGUAGCCCUGGGCCCAAGGGUUCCCGUGGUUCAGGAGGCAGGGCUGGACCUCCUGGAGCUAAAGGAGAGCCAGGAUCUGCUGGUUUGCCUGGAAGAGAUGGUCAACCUGGUUUUCAGGGGCCACAGGGUCCACCAGGCAUCCGUGGCCCAAUUGGACCAGCUGGGGAGCAAGGACCAAGGGGUCUGCCAGGACCUGUGGGACCUCCAGGGCCAGUUGGACCACCUGGGACACCAGGAAUCUCUAUUCAUGCAGUUCCACUGCAGGAUGAGGUAAUGGUUCCUGCACUGAGGGCCCCAGGGUGCCCUAGCAAUGAGUGGGUUAACCACGGAGACAAGUGCUACUAUUUCUCCAAAGACCAGCACAGUUUUGAUGAUGCAAAAGCAACCUGUGAAACGAAAUCUGCAACAUUACUGAUCAUCAGUGACAUGGAGGAACAGAAAUGGCUGAAGAAGGAAACAGUUGGAAAAGGUUACUUCUGGAUGGGGCUGACAGACAAGGAGACGGAGAAUGUGUGGCGCUGGCUGGACGGGAAUGAACCAACUUUCACAAACUGGAAGCCUGGACAGCCUGACAACUGGGGCCACAGCCAUGAAACAGGAGAAGACUGUGCUGGCCUUAUCCGUGAGGGGCAAUGGAACGAUUUCUUCUGUGAAGAUCUCAUAAACUACAUCUGUGAGAAAGAUAAGGAGACCUCAAGAUCUACUGGAUCAUAGCGAUAUGCUGAACAGGAGUGCACAGUGAGCAGCUAGACUUCACCCAUGUGGUGCCGGUCAUGGAAACAUGGACAGUCUCCAUAGAGAGAGCAAAUGGGACAAUUCUAUUUCUUUCUCCUCCAAAUUGAAGCCAGUCCAUCAUUACCAGCAAGUGCAAUACAACAAAGAGGGAGGAGAACCUGUUAGUUAUUUUUAUAAAUUACCAAAUCAUCAAUUGAUUUAUAUAAAUAUAUAUUUUUUAUGGUUAUGUCAAAUGCAUUUUUUUAAACUGUACUCAAUGUACAACUAAAUAUCUGAAUGUAUAUUUCAUUAUGCAAGUUUUGUAGGUAAGUAUAAAUGCUAUGAAGCCAAGUGGACUUACUGUAAUGCUUAUGUAUGUUACUAUGAAAGAAAAGGUGCAAAAUGAUGCGCAAAGAACAGGUCGCUGAUAUGCUAUCCUCAAGGAAACACUUAUCUAACUAACCUCAAGUCUAUAUAGCAUUCUCAUUUAUGCAUAAGUAGGAAUAAUUUACACAUAUUCUUAAGAAAAUAUCACAAUUAACUUUGUUUUGGUCAGCAAGUUUAUACUUUAAUACUCUGUUAUUUUAUAAUACUUGGUUAAAUUACGUUUAAAAGUAGACAUUUCUCAAGACUUUCUGCAGUAAAAAUAGAAAAUUUUCUGCACUCAGGUUUAAAUUUUAAAAAUGAAGGAAAAACAAAUAAAUCUAAGAAACUGAGAGUGUGUGCAUUCAUUGUUUGAUUUUCUACAACCACAAAAAAAAGAAAAGAA